Messenger RNA from Stegastes partitus (bicolor damselfish), 2185 nucleotides. It is a transcript of the gene nup62l, whose product is annotated as nucleoporin 62 like. NCBI's taxonomy places the organism in Eukaryota, Metazoa, Chordata, Actinopteri, Pomacentridae. Gene Ontology annotation, biological process: protein import into nucleus; RNA export from nucleus. Gene Ontology annotation, cellular component: nuclear pore; nuclear pore central transport channel. The transcript has 3 exons. The record is from RefSeq and is a predicted model, not a curated record. Gene Ontology annotation, molecular function: structural constituent of nuclear pore; phospholipid binding. The coding region runs from base 166 to 1887 and encodes 573 amino acids.
UUAGUGAACCAGAGAAAUGCCUGCUUGAAGUUCGUCGACGCAGCGGGCCACGUUUUUAUCAAGGAUGUGUUGUUAGUUGUUGAUCCCCGUUACGGUGAAAGUGACGUUAAGAAGCCGGUGGUUGACUUUAUUUGCUGCUAACGUCUGGAAAGCCGUCGAGAGAAAAUGAGCGGCGGAUUCAACUUUGGACAGCCCUCUACGGGCUUCACCUUCGGGACUCAGAAGCCCGCAGCCCCAGCCGCAGCCGCAGCCCCUGCCACGGGCUUUGGGCUGCCGGGCUCCACACCUGCCGCCGCCGCCGGAGGAGGAGGCUUCACCUUCGGCACCGCUGCCCAGAGCAACACCAACACCACCGGCGCUUUCAGCUUUGGCACCCCAGCAAAGAGCGCUGCAGGCGGCGGAGGCUUCUCUUUCGGGACACCCACCACCACAUUUGGCCUGAAUGCGGCUCCUCAAACCACCGCAGCACCGGGGUUGACUUUAGGCUCCGCAGCAGCUCCAGCUCCAGCUGCAGGGUCAGGGUUCACUCUGGGCGGAGGAUUGUCCGCACAGACCACCGCUGCCGCCCCUGCAGGAGGAGGCUUCACCUUUGGAGCUGCCCCUCAAGCUCAAGCCCAACCUCAACCCCAACUCCAGCUCCAGCCCCAGCUCCAAGCCCAACCCCAGCUCCAAGCUGCACCAACAGCCGCACCAACAGGCCCACCAGCAGCAGCAACAACUGCUUCUGGUGGCCUGUCCUUUGGAGCAUUCAGUUUUGGAGCUACCAAGGUCCAAGUGACCACAGCUGCAGCCUCUACUACUGCCACCGGAGGAGGCUUCAGCUUCGGCGCCAGUGCUCCUUUCAAUCUCACCCAGCCCCAGCCAGCCUCUACUACUGUAGCAACAGCAGGCCAGGGUGGAGGCUUUCCCUGUGGGAUCAAACCUUCAUCCACCCCAGCCCCUCCUGCAGCGACCCAGGCAGCCCCAGCUCCAGGCCCCUCUCUCUUUGCUUCACCUAUCGCUACAGCUGCUGCUGCUGCAACUGCCACUGCAACAGGUACAGGCUUCACUUUGGGUGUCACCCCAACUCCAGCAGCAAGCAUAGCGCCUGCAACAACCACAGCAGCUCCUGGAGGUUUGUCUUUUAUGCUCAAACCUCUGGGGUCAGCUCCUGCCACAUCUGCCCCUCCCUCUACUGCCACAACUGCAGCUGCCACAGCUGCUACUGGGUUCACACUGGCACUCAAACCUGCAUCCAGCACAAGUACCACCACAAUCGCUACAGCCACAACAAUCAGCACCACCGCAGCUCCUCCAGUGAUGACCUACGUCCAGUUAGAGGGUCUUAUAAACAAGUGGAGUCUUGAGCUUGAGGACCAGGAGAGACAUUUCUUACAGCAGGCGACUCAGGUGAAUGCCUGGGAUCGCAUGCUGGUGGAGAACGGAGAGAAGAUCACAUCCCUGCAUAAGGAGAUGGAGAAGGUGAAGCUGGACCAGCGGCGGCUAAACCAGGAGCUGGAUUUCAUCCUGUCCCAACAGAAGGAGCUGGAGGACUUGCUCUGCCCACUCGAAGAGUCGGUGAAAGAGCAAAGUGGAACCAUCUACAUGCAGAACGCUGAUGAGGAACGAGAAAGAACAUACAAGCUCGCGGAGAACGUGGACGCACAGCUGAAGAGGAUGUCGCAGGAUCUGAAGGAGAUCAUCGAGCACCUGAACACAUCCAGUGGUCCAGCAGACACCAGUGAUCCACUUCAGCAGAUCUGUAAAAUUCUCAACGCCCACAUGGAUUCCCUCCAGUGGAUUGAUCAGAACUCGGUUCUCCUGCAGAGGAGAGUGGAGGAAGUGUCCAAACUGUGCGACACCCAGCGCAAGGAGCAGGAGAAAACCUUUCGUUUAACAUUUGACUGAUCUGCAAAAAAAACAAAAAUCUGUUGGCCUGUAUGUUGACAUAACGCUACAUCUGGAAUUUUUUAUUAGUAUUCAGAAACAGAGGGGACAAGAUGAUUUAGAUUUACAUUCAACACAAUCCCUGUCAUACUCUGUUUUACUCUCUGUUGUUUUGAGCUAUCUGGUUUGCAUAAAGAUGAAUAUGUUCAAUGCAAUAGCAAUAGCUAUUAUAUAUAGUAGUGACAGUGGUCAUCUGUUCCUAUGUAAAUUGCUAUGCUUGUUCUAAAUAGUAUGAUUAAAUAAAUCUUUGGAAUAAGGA